This is a messenger RNA of Daktulosphaira vitifoliae (grape phylloxera), 4358 nucleotides long. RefSeq names its product zinc finger protein 569-like. The transcript has 4 exons. Gene Ontology annotation, molecular function: DNA-binding transcription activator activity, RNA polymerase II-specific; RNA polymerase II cis-regulatory region sequence-specific DNA binding. The record is from RefSeq and is a predicted model, not a curated record. Gene Ontology annotation, cellular component: nucleus. Lineage: Eukaryota; Metazoa; Arthropoda; Insecta; Hemiptera; Phylloxeridae. Bases 978 to 4076 code for a protein of 1032 amino acids. Gene Ontology annotation, biological process: regulation of transcription by RNA polymerase II.
GUAGAGAUUAUUAAUUACGCGCUUAAAAAUUUAGAAUUUCUUAUCACACAUUAUGAGUCUUAAAAAUCAAGAAAUGGUCUUGAGUAAUACCCUAACUACAUAUAAAAUUAAUUCAAGUCCGGUAAACUUUAAGUUCAUACUCAAAUUUAUCGUGUUGACUUUUAUUUUUUUUUUUGCUAAUAAUUAAUUUUUCAAAGUAAGAAUAUCUGAUUUUUUUUUACUACUAAAAAAUGUAGUAAUAAAAAUAUAAACGUAUAUGUUGGGUAUUUGGUCAAUUCAGGAGCAACGAGGUUCUAUCGGGGUUGUAGAGUCCGAGGGUUUUGAACAAUAAAGACAAAUAGAUAUAGAAAUAAAUUAUUAAAGUUUCUCUUUGUUGAGGAAUAAAAAACUAAUUAAUUGGUAAGUACCUUUAAUAAGACACUGAGACAACGAGGCCGUAAUCUGACCCACCAAUACCCAGUCGAAGUGUCAAUUAAUACAGUCAGAUAUACAUUAGGUUUUUACACUUUUUUCAGGAAUGGGGCGGUGGUAAUGCGACCCUCGAGACCUGUAAUGUGUAUAUGUAAAAGUGCGAACAAAUUAGUAAAAUACCAAAGAUAAUAUUGAUUUAUUGCUUUCUAUUUCUAUCGUUCUUCACUCAAAUUAUUAAUUCUAAAUAAUUGAGAUAAUAUAAAUUUACUUCUUUUAGGUUGCUUGUAUAAAGAUCGUCGAUUAUUAAAAUAUUAAAUAUGUAACCAUUUCUUUAAAUCGUGCUAAAUUGCACACACGAAAUUUAUGUAAUAUAUCUUUUCGAAUAAAUAAAUAAAAUCCAGACUCAUAAUAGUUAUAUUUUAAUAUUGUAUUAAAGAGUACCGACGACAACACGGGGUCGCGGCUAAUUGAGAAAAGUGCACUGGACUAAAGAGUUCUGAAUUCUAUAUUUAAUUCAGAGCUUCAAAGUAAAAAAAAAAAGUUGGAGAAGAGCCGCUCGCUCACUGAUGUGCAAGCAGAAGAAAGGUUCAAAUAUGUAUUCUCAAUUUUGCAAUUCUAAAAGUGAUUAUUUUGACUCUUAUGUCUUGCUCGAAAAAUUAACACCGGAAAUUACUGAAAAAUAUAAAAGACAAGAUAAUGUAAAUAUUCAAAAUGGAAGAUCUUAUGAUAAAACUUUUGAUAGUCCUGAUUUACAAAAACAAUUCACACCAGAUCUUAUUAAUACAUUUAAUUCUCAAUGUUCUUCAAGUGAACUAUAUGAACCUCAGUCGCAAAAUUUAAAUACAUCAGUUGACCUGCAUGAAAAAUUAGAAAUUAAUGAAAAAAAUUGUUUGGUAGUAGAAAACGAUAAUGAAAAAGGUUGUUGGAAUAUAUCUGGCUCUGAUAUUUUAAAACUAGAAUGUGAAUUAGAUAACAAAAGUUUUGUUUUUGAUGCACUGUCAAGUCAACCCUUUUCAUCAUUUGACUCUAGUGGUAUAGAAUAUUAUGAAACUUUAUCUGAGAGAAGUAUCAAUUUCAACCAACAAAACAAUUGUAAUGAAUUAUUUUUUACUUCUACUAUAAAUAAAAACUGUGAUCUUUUGUUACAAGUUGAAGAGAUACAGUUAAUUUGUCAUUUCUGUGGCAAAUUUUAUAAAGAUGAUAAAAUAUUUGCAAAACAUGUCAAAAAACACAAUUUAAGGUUUGAUUGCAUUCAUUGUUCUGAAUUAUUUAGCGAUAGAUUAUCUAUGUUGUUACAUAUAAAAAAUUCUCAUAAAAUUACUAUGUUGUAUAAUUGUAACAUAUGCUUAGAAGAAUUCACUACCUUAAAAUAUCUAGAAGAUCAUACAGCUUCAUGUGUUUUUUCUUCAUCUAUGAAAACAACAAAUGUUAGUAAUAAAACAAAUAUUAAAAAUAUAAUGAAAUUAAAAUUAAAUCGUUUAAACUGUUUUAAAUGCGAUCAUUGUGAGAAGUGUUUCCAAAAAAAAAUUAGUUUAGCAAAUCAUUUAAAAAUAUUCCAUAAUGCAUCAUCAACUUUUCAAUGCAGCUAUUGUAAUAAAAUAAUAAGAAGUAAAAAGGACUUGAUUAAUCACAUAAAGUAUCAUCUAAUUAAAAUAGUAAAAAAUUCAAUUGAUAAAAAAGUUGAUAUAAAAAAAAAUAUAUAUACACAUAAAAAUUUAUGUUUUAUCAGAUGUAAAAUUUGCAAAAAAAGUUUCAAUAGUAAGAAAAAUCUUAUUAAACAUAAUGCGAAGAACCAUAUGGAAAAAAAAAUUUUUGAAUGUCAUUUUUGUAACAAAAAAUUUAGGAAUAAAUUAUCUAUAGUUAAUCAUAUAAAUUUACAUUUGGUUGAACAAAGUUCAAGGAAUGAAUGUAGACAAAGAGAUCUAGAAGAGAGUGUAUUUAAAUAUAAUCAUAAAGAAGAAACUAAAUAUCUAGAUCAAGUACUUACUGUACCAUCUGAUAAAAGUUUACGUUAUAAGUGUGAUUUUUGUUCUAAAGAAUUUAAACAACUAAUUAAUUUUCAAAAACAUACUUUACUAGAUAAUGAAAAUAAUUCAUAUGAUUGUAAUUACUGCAAUAAGAAAAUAAAACUUAAAAGUUGUCUAAAAAAACAUAUAGAAUGCCAUUUGGAAAAAAUUUGUUUACAUACUGAAUUAUUUACAAAUACAUCAAAUAAUUUAUCAAACAUGCUUUGUUAUACUUGUGGGGAACAAAUUCCAUCAAAACAUAAUAGCCUAACAUCAAAUAAUAGAAUCAUGGAUUCCAUUGAUCACCAGAAUUUUGUGCAAGAAAAACAAUCUGACAAUAAUCAAGUAUUUAACCAGUAUUCUUUCCCAAAUUAUAGAUCUGAAAAAGAAAAUUUAAAUAUAAACUUGGUAAAUCCAGAAAUUGAUAUUCGUUCAAAAUUUAAUCUGUCGUACCAUGAAAAUACUAAUGAAAUAUCAAAAGAUUUAAUUAUUGACCCCAAGAAUAAACCUUUCAUUCAUUCAAAAAUAUUUAAUUUUCAUCAAGUUGGUAAUUCAAACUUAAAGUUUUCUUGUGUUAAAUGUGACAUAUCAUUUUCAAACUAUGAUAUUUUAAUAGAACAUAUGGAAAGCCAUGAGAAAAACUUCUGUGUUAUUUGUGAUAGAUCAUUUCUUAAUAAAAUAAAUUACAGAAAACAUAUGCAAAAUAAACACAUAAAUGUUAUACAACAUCCGUGUAACCAAUGUAACAAAUUUUUUUCAACUUAUGGUUCAUUAAAAAAGCAUUGUAAAGUAGUGCAUGAAAAAAUUUAUGAGUUUGAAUGUAAUUACUGUAAUAAAAAAAUGGGCCAUAAAAGUCAAUUAAAAGGUCAUAUAUCUAGACAUCAUCAUAAUGAAACUGGGGAGCGUCAUUCAUGCAAUAUUUGUGCCAAAAUUUUUUUUACUCGUUCUAACUUAUUAAAGCAUCAAAUUAUUCAUUCACAAAAAAGAAUGGUUUGUUAUAUUUGUGGAAAAUCUUAUAGUGGUACGAGAAGUUUUGAAAUUCAUAUGAAAAUGCAUAUUAAUCCAGAUAAGUACAAGUGCCAAAUUUGUGAGCGCCCAUGCUUAAAUAAAAUAAAUUUAUCAAAACAUAUAUUAACCCAUUCGGGAUGUAUAAUAAAUUGUAAUAUCUGUGAUAGACCAUUUAAAAGUACUCAUACAUUAAAAAAUCAUUUAGAUUCUGUUCACGGCCAAAAGGAUAAAAAUUUUUUAUGUGACCAAUGUCCUAAAUCCUUUAAUAAUAAACAAAAAUUACAAUUUCAUACACUUGUACAUACAGGCCAAAAACAAUUUGUUUGCAAAACAUGUGGUAAGAAGUUUGCUAGAAUUUACACUCUAAAUAUGCAUAAACGUGUACAUACUGGAGAGAAACCAUACAGAUGUAUUGAGUGUAAUAAAUCAUUUUCAAGACCAUCUAACUUUAAAGUACAUAUGAAAAUGGAACAUUAUGGACGCAUAUGUGAUAUAUGUGAACAAAAGUUUGACCGUUCAGUUGAUUUAAUUCAACAUGAACGUACUCAUAAAAAGGACAACAAAUUUUUUUGUUAUGUUUGUGACAUUGAGUCAUAUUAUUUUAAAAAAGAUUUAAAAAAUCAUAUUCUAAAAUGUCACAAAAAUUUAUAAAAAAUAAAAUGUGUAUAUUUAUAGAUGAAGUGUCAUAAUCAGAUAUUUGAAUUGAUAGUAUGUAAUAUAAUGUAAUUUUAAUAAUUAUUUAAAUUUUGUGAUUUUUAAUAUAUAUUCUUCAAUGAUUUAUUUUUAUAUAAUAAUUUGAUAAUUUUAUGGUAUAUGAAACUCUAAUUUGUACGAUUCAACAUAUUGAAUGAAUGUUUUAUUUAUUUAUCAAUUGUCAUGUGAACUAAUUUAUUUUUGAACAAUUUUAAGUACACUUGUAUAAGAUAUCAUAAA